This is a messenger RNA of Daucus carota subsp. sativus, 1876 nucleotides long. Its product is annotated as endoplasmic reticulum oxidoreductin-2. Gene Ontology annotation, cellular component: endoplasmic reticulum membrane; endoplasmic reticulum. Gene Ontology annotation, biological process: protein folding in endoplasmic reticulum. Gene Ontology annotation, molecular function: FAD binding; protein-disulfide reductase activity; thiol oxidase activity. Bases 196 to 1596 code for a protein of 466 amino acids. The record is from RefSeq and is a predicted model, not a curated record. The transcript is spliced from 9 exons. NCBI's taxonomy places the organism in Eukaryota, Viridiplantae, Streptophyta, Magnoliopsida, Apiales, Apiaceae.
GACACCCAUAGUUUUCUUUUUACCGUCAAACAGGCCACUGGAAAAACAAAAUCUUGAACCCAUUUCUUUGAAUAUUAGAAUCAAGUCUUUCAACAUUCUUUGUACGGACAUAAUCUAAGUUGAAAUCCUAGCACCCAACUUAUUAUUUUUUUUCAGGGGUUUUGAUUGAUUUCACUGAAAUUGUUCAAUUUUGUAAUGGAGCAAUCAGAAGCAAAAAACAACAAGAAGAAGAGAGAAAGUGGGAAUCAAUGGAGAUGGGUUGCUGUUAUUUCGGUUUUUGUAGUCAUGUUGGCUUUUGGGUUGGCUUCAAAGCCCUUUUUUUCAAACCCCACCUCGAAAUCUUGUCAGUGUUCUCAGGGUUCACAUAAAUACAGUGGAAUGGUGGAAGAUUGUUGUUGUGAAUAUGAAACUGUGGAUCAUCUUAAUGAGGAAGGAUUGUAUCCAUUGUUACAAGAUCUUGUCAAAACCCCGUUUUUCCGAUAUUUUAAGGUUAAGCUGUGGUGUGAUUGCCCAUUCUGGCCUGAAGAUGGUAUGUGCCGUUUGAGAGAUUGCAGUGUAUGUGAAUGCGCAGAAAAUGAAUUCCCAGAAACAUUUAAGAAACCUUUUAGUCAUGGCCUUUCACCCGAUAAUCCUGUCUGUCAAGAAGGAAAACCAGAGGCUGUUGUUGACCGAACAAUAGAUGCUAAAGCUUUCAAAGGCUGGACAGUAAUAGAUAAUCCGUGGACAAAUGAUGAUGAGACAGAUAAUGCUGACAUGACUUAUGUGAAUCUUCAACUGAAUCCUGAACGUUAUACUGGCUAUACUGGCCCAUCUGCUCGAAGAAUUUGGGAUGCGAUAUACACAGAGAACUGCCCCAGAUAUCCUUCAGAAGAGUUUUGUCAAGAGAAGAAAAUUUUGUACAAAUUAAUAUCAGGUCUUCACUCCUCGAUAUCAAUUCACAUAGCUGCUGAUUAUCUACUUGAAGAAGCAACACACGUGUGGGGUCGAAAUCUGACAUUGAUGUAUGAUCGAGUCUUAAGGUACCCAGAUCGUGUUGAAAAUUUGUACUUCACCUUUCUCUUUGUUCUUCGAGCUGUGACAAAGGCUUCAGAUUUCUUGGAGCAGGCUGAGUAUGAUACUGGUAACUCUGUGGAGGACCUGAAAUCACAAUCCUUGGUAAAAGGGCUGCUUCACAAUCCCAAAUUGCAAGCCGCAUGUCCCCUCCCAUUUGAUGAGGCAAAAUUAUGGAAAGGCCAAAGUGGACCUGAAUUGAAGCAGCAAAUACAGAGACAAUUCAGAAAUAUAAGUUCUUUGAUGGACUGUGUGGGGUGCGAGAAGUGCCGACUCUGGGGAAAGCUUCAGGUUCUGGGUCUUGGUACUGCAUUAAAAAUCCUCUUCUCUGUUAAUGGACAGGACAACAUGGGUCACACGCUCCAGUUGCAACAUAAUGAAGUGAUUGCUUUGAUGAACCUACUCAAUCGACUCUCUGAAUCAAUUAAGUUAGUUCAUGAAAUGGGGCCUGCUGUUGAGAAAGCUGCAGGAGUUCCAAUUCCAGCAUUUGGUGAUCGAACUAGUAUUUGGCAGAAAUUAUGGAAUUCUGUAACCGGACAUAAGUGAGACGUUCUGGAAUAUCUCCAUAUCUGAACUAAUAUACUGUUAAACAUUGAUAACAUGAGACUAAGAAUUUUCCUGUGGUGUAUUAUAUCAAGAAUAUAGGUUGAACAAGAAACUGCCAGCCAAUUGUAAUGCACAGCUGCGCUGAAAGGAGAAUGUAAAGUAGUAUGUUUAGAAUGAAAGUUUUGAUAAUCGGAAAAGUUUUGAUACAAGUAUGUAGUGAUAUAGUUUUGCCAGUGUACUAGAGUGAAAAAUUACACGGAAGAUCAUUUAUUAAUUGCAA